AAGGCCUUAUCAAAUAUGGGCUUAGACAAGCAAGGUUCGACCACCAUCGAUUCUAGAGAUAAGAGCCAGAGCGUAAUAGGCGGAGAUUGGCAAGAAGGUGGCUAUAAUAGGAAAAUCCGGCAGUGCCAAACGAAACGCGUGCGGUGCAACAAGUCAACUGGUAUUAAAAUCGCAAUGGAUCACCGAACUCGGGUCGAAGUGGUGCAAGUACCUCCCAUGGCGCAGGGCCCAACCACGGUAAUUGUUCAGCCACCACCUCCACCACCGCCGCCCAAGGAGAACGGCUGUUGUUGCUGCCCCUGCUGUCCCUGUUGCUGUGGAUGUGGCGACUGCUGUUGCUGCUGCACCAUCAUGUGAAAAAAAAACCAAAGAAAGUGCCACAAAAAAUACAAGAGAUGAAGGCUGGGGAGGAGUGAGGCUGGGAGCCUUCAAACAAAGGACCUCAAAAACCCUUAAUGCGUUACGUUAAAUUAACUUUCUAUGUCUAUGACGGCCACCCACACACACACACAAUUCACACACACUUUUUUAGUGCAAUAAAAUUUUACGAUUUGUUAUAAA
Messenger RNA from Drosophila ananassae, 561 nucleotides. RefSeq lists its product as uncharacterized. Bases 16 to 357 code for a protein of 113 amino acids. Lineage: Eukaryota; Metazoa; Arthropoda; Insecta; Diptera; Drosophilidae. The record is from RefSeq and is a predicted model, not a curated record. The transcript is spliced from 2 exons.